AUGCCUCUGUCAUCUCCGCGACACACCCGACACUAUUGGGACGUCUGGCCCGACAAAGUGAUGAGAGAGCGCUUUGUUCACGAUUGGGACGAUUGGCAGGAUUUUCAGGACAAUUCCCUGACGUCUCGCAAUCGGCGGUCAGAGUUGGCCCGAAGAAGUGACGAUCAGUCCAAGAAUCAGGUGCUGGAAGACAAGACUCGAUUCCGUGUUAAGUUAGACGUCUCUCACUUCAAGCCCUGGGAGGUUGAGGUGAAGUACGCGGACAACAACAUUGUGGUCACCGGUAAGCACGAAGAGGUUGAGGACAAACAGGGUUGGGUCAGCCGUCAGUUCAGCCGCCGAUACGCUCUGCCCGAAGAGUACGACUCGGAUCUGUUGAACUCGUCGCUGACCGCCGAUGGAGUGCUG
Medioppia subpectinata is the source of this 408-nucleotide messenger RNA. The record is from the annotation of a GenBank genome assembly. Lineage: Eukaryota; Metazoa; Arthropoda; Arachnida; Sarcoptiformes; Oppiidae.